CCCGCUCUGAGCCGAUGGAGGGCGACCUCGGUCACCCACCAUGCGCCAACACUCUUGCUGUGUGUCCAAGGUGAAGGCGUCAAGCGUAGGUAUAUAAGCGCCAUAGCCUGCACGCCCGUCUGUCUGGCUGUCUGGCUCUCCAUCCAUCUUCUGUCUACAUCGCCCAAACACUGCUGCACUCCCCCGCACACCCCCAUCCAUCGCAGCUCGCCGUCCCCUACUGCAUGCUGCCGGGUUAUCAAAUCCCACCCUACCGCCUCUCUAGCCAAAGCCUCCACCAGCACACAGGCUCAUCCAGCCACCUGACCAACUCGGACGCAGUAUUCUUACCGCCAGUCGUACCAGUCACGUCGUAGAAAGCAUAGACAAACUUUCUUGAGAGUCGUGCUCUUUCACGACUGCACCUCCAGCACCUUUCCUGUCGCCUCCUUUGCAUACCCACAAGCACAAUCCAGCCCCCUUCCGCCAUGCCUACACUUUCCUCGGCCCGCUACGGCAAGGACAAUGUCCGUGUCUGCAAGGUUCACAGGGACGCCGAGACGGGUAGGCAAGAUGUCAGUGAGAUGACCGUGUGCUGUCUGCUCGAGGGGGAUAUUGAGACAUCAUACACCAAGGCCGACAACAGCGUCGUUGUGGCCACCGACUCCAUCAAGAACACCAUCUACAUCAAGGCCAAGGAGACCCCAGUUAACCCCCCGGAGCUGUACGCUAGCACCCUGGGUCAGCACUUUAUCGACAAGUACAGCCACAUACACACGGCCCACGUCAAGGUCGUCGUACACCGCUGGACCCGCAUGACCAUCGAUGGCCAGCCGCACCCCCACUCCUUCUUCCGCGACGGCCAGGAGACCCGCACCGUCGAGGCCACGGUCCGCCGCGGCGCCGGCAUCGCCGUCCGCAGCGGCAUAGUCGGCCUGACGGUGCUCAAGAGCACCGGCUCCGCCUUCCACGGCUUCAUCCGCGACGAGUUCACCACCCUGGGCGAGACCUGGGACCGCAUCCUGUCCACCGACGUCGACUGCGGCUGGACGUGGAAGGCCAUGCCCGACCUGGCCGCCGUCGGCGCCGCCGCGGCCCAGUUCGACAAGGCCUGGGAGGACGCGAGGGCCAUCACCAUGAAGACCUUUGCCAACGACGCGAGCGCCUCGGUACAAAACACCAUGUACAAGAUGUGCGAGCUGAUCCUCGAGGCCGCACCGGGGGCCGAGAAGGCCGACUACUCGCUCCCUAACAAGCACUACUUUGAGAUUGACCUCAGCUGGCACCAGGGAUUGGCAAACACCGGCAAGGACGCCGAGGUUUACGCUCCCCAGUCAGGACCGAAUGGUCUUAUCAAGUGUGAGGUUUCUCGCUGAAAAGCAAGGCGAGGACCAUUCAGAGCUAGAUGUGGCACGUUGUCUCGUUACGCGAGACUUUACACGGCUGGAUAUAUCAAGGUACAUUGUUGCACAGACUGAGGUGCAGGGUUCGAUAGACUGACAUCAGCUAUGAAUUUAUAAUCCCGAAUACAUGUUUUGCAAGCUAUUCCCAUUGCACGCCAUAUAACGCCGUCUCAACAAUGCCUGACCUCGGUAGAUAUGGCAGAUCAUACCCGAG
Gaeumannomyces tritici R3-111a-1 is the source of this 1596-nucleotide messenger RNA. Its product is annotated as uricase. NCBI's taxonomy places the organism in Eukaryota, Fungi, Ascomycota, Sordariomycetes, Magnaporthales, Magnaporthaceae. The record is from RefSeq and is a predicted model, not a curated record. The coding region runs from base 468 to 1355 and encodes 295 amino acids. Gene Ontology annotation, molecular function: urate oxidase activity. Gene Ontology annotation, biological process: urate catabolic process; purine nucleobase catabolic process. Gene Ontology annotation, cellular component: peroxisome. The transcript is spliced from 3 exons.